AUGACUGUUACUAUGUUAAUUAUGGGUGCCAUUUAUUGUAUUGUUUUUAUAAUUGGAUUUAUUGGUAACCUUUGGGUUAUUAUUAUAUUAUCAAAAAUAAUUUAUAAAAAUAAAAAAUCAAUGAGCCAAAUGUUUCGAAAUAUAGCAUCUUAUAUUUUAACUUUAUCUAUUGUUGAUCUCAUGGUUCUUUCAAUGAUUCCAUUACUUUUGGGUCAGAUGUUUUGUGAUUCCUGGCCAUUUGGAUAUUUUGGAUGCAAAUUAUUUUGGGCUGUAGAAAAUAUUAAUAAAAUUUUAUCUAUUGGAAUAUUAACAAUUAUGUCUUUUGAAAGACUAAUGGCUGUUUAUAGACCAUUUAAUAAGUCAGUCUGCCUUAAAUCUAAUUUUUUUGUAAUAAUAAGCAUAUUGACAAUUUUUUCAAUACUUUUAAAUAUUCCAAUAAUUUAUUAUGCUGAUAUUCUGGAACAUGAAAUGAUAAAUGAUAAUAGUACUAUUAUAAAAAUCAAAAUUUGUCGUUCUGAACUUCCAGACAAUAUAAUGCCAUAUUUUAUAACAUAUAUGUUUACAUUUUGUUAUAUUCUUCCAGCUAUCUGUAUAACAUAUUGUUAUAUAUUUUUAAUCAAAUUUAUUAAAAGAAGACCUAAUAAUGGAAGUAUAAGUAUGACAGCAUCAUAUAUAAAAAAAGUAACAAGAUCUAUCUUAAAAGUUUCAUUUUUUCAUUUAUGUUGUUGGGGACCAUUUUGGAUAAUGUUACUUAUUCCAGUUCUUAAUAAAAUUAAUCUUAUACCAGAUAUAAAUUAUAAUUAUCUUAUUAUUUGUAAAUGUAUUACAUCUUUUUUACCAUAUAUUAAUUCAAUGGGUAACUGGUACUUUUAUGCUGUUAUGAAUCGUGAAAUAAGAAAUAGUACCUAUGGUAUAAUAAAAAGGAAAGAUAUUGUCAAAAUAAAAGAAUUAGGAAGCACAGUGAUGCAUAAAAUAUCUCUUAGAUCUAUAAACAAUGUAUAUAAUUAA
Messenger RNA from Strongyloides ratti, 1008 nucleotides. Its product is annotated as G protein-coupled receptor, rhodopsin-like family and GPCR, rhodopsin-like, 7TM domain-containing protein. NCBI's taxonomy places the organism in Eukaryota, Metazoa, Nematoda, Chromadorea, Rhabditida, Strongyloididae. The transcript has 2 exons. Gene Ontology annotation, molecular function: G protein-coupled receptor activity; peptide binding. Gene Ontology annotation, cellular component: membrane; neuron projection. The record is from RefSeq and is a predicted model, not a curated record. Bases 1 to 1008 code for a protein of 335 amino acids. Gene Ontology annotation, biological process: G protein-coupled receptor signaling pathway.